This is a messenger RNA of Halteromyces radiatus, 1370 nucleotides long. RefSeq lists its product as uncharacterized. The transcript has 6 exons. Gene Ontology annotation, molecular function: RNA endonuclease activity producing 5'-phosphomonoesters, hydrolytic mechanism. Gene Ontology annotation, cellular component: mitochondrion. NCBI's taxonomy places the organism in Eukaryota, Fungi, Mucoromycota, Mucoromycetes, Mucorales, Cunninghamellaceae. Gene Ontology annotation, biological process: piRNA processing. The record is from RefSeq and is a predicted model, not a curated record. Bases 55 to 1179 code for a protein of 374 amino acids.
GCCUUUUUUUUUUUCUUCUUCUUCUUCUUUGUCUUCUUUCCACUUUCUGUCACCAUGGAAGCAUUAUUGGAAUUAUUUUGCGCGCCUUCGAUACCAUCUGUGAAUGUCACUGAACUUAAAAAGGCCAACUUUGCGCAAUUACUGGAAAAAACAAUGAUAUCAUCCUCUGAAAUCAUGAAUACUGGAUCAUUGAGAAAGGAAGUAUCAAACUAUAUGACCAAUAGUUUAAACAACAAAUCACAUAGCGUUAGUAAUACACGACGUACAGUUCAACAAAUCUUGGAUGCAGCCAUCAAUACAAGACAUAAUGAAAAAGAGAAAAAUGUGUUGAGAUGGGUACAAUUUUGUGUGGAUACUUGUCUAAGUCAACAAGUUGGUGCCACCACAGCGAACAACUCCGAUCAAGUGAAGCCAACAAAGAAGAAACAGGAAAAAAAGAAGGAAAAAGAGGAUGAUGAUGAUGCAGAUUCUAUUGGUUAUCAUGUUAUUGGGGCUUCAGAUGAUGAUUAUGUUCCUUCUGAUUCUAUUGAUGAUGAUGAUGAUCAACAAGUUCCAUCAUCUCCUCCAGCAAAAAAGAAAACAGAGAAGGAUGACAAGAAAAAGAAACCUACCACCACCAAAAAAAAGAAAGAAGAAGAUCAACCUCCUUUUAUUCAACCUAAUGCCGGUGCCAAAGCUGUAGUUUCUUAUUUUUCUUCUUCUCAUCCUGUGGCUGCUUCAGAAAAAAAUGGUUUAGCAUCUGGUCAUUUUAUCAAAUCCUAUUUCUUUCCAUCCAAAGAAAGUUUCAAUGCUUUUACAUCUGUAUUAAAUUCUGCUCAAAAAACCAUUGAUGUAUGUGUAUUCUCUUUAACGGAUGAUGAUGUUGCCGAUGUUUUAAUUGCUGCCAAGAAAAGAAAUGUUACUAUUCGUAUCAUCACUGAUAAUCAACAAGCAGCAGGUGUGGGUGCUGAUGCUGAAAGAUUACAAAAAGAUCAUGGUAUUCCUUAUAAGACUGAUCAUACUACUGGAUAUAUGCAUAACAAAUUUGCAGUGGUGGAUUCAAAAACGUUGAUCAAUGGAAGCUUUAAUUGGUCAAAAGGUGCUCGUUUUAAGAAUAGAGAAAACAUCAUCAUCACUAAUCUUCCCUAUUGUAUUCAAGAAUUUCAAGCACAAUUUGAUGCUCUUUGGGAAGAGUUUUAAAUAAACAUGUAGAACUAUGAUAUAUAAAAAGAAAAAAAUCUCUCACCUUUCUUUGGUCCCGAGUUUAAAAAAAAGGGGUGGCUUUUGUAGUGUUCACUUUCCGAUGCCGGAGUCGACAGAAAAUUUUUUUCAAUAAAGCGACAUUUUCCUUUUUUCCUUUUUCUUUCCUUUUUUUACCUUUUUUUUUUUUU